CUCUGCACACUGGCAAUCAUACCCCCUACACACUGGCAAUCAUGCCCUUGCAUGCCUGGCCUUGCUUUGGUGGGAAAAAGAGGACCUAGAUGGCAGUGGCAUGUUUGAUGAUCUCAGUUUGAUAUUCGAUCUUCUAAUGAUUGCCCAUUCAUCUGGUGGGAGAGAGAGGACCCAGCUCGAAUGGGAGAAACUCUUGGAGAAAGGAGGCUUCCUUAGAUAUCAAAUUGUCACUGUUCCUUCUCUUUUGGCCAUUAUUGAGGCAUAUCCUAAAUAGCAUCAAACUAGCUACCCGUGGCAGUUUUUUCAAUUAAUAGAACUUAUUGAU
This is a messenger RNA of Rubroshorea leprosula, 325 nucleotides long. The record is from the annotation of a GenBank genome assembly. NCBI's taxonomy places the organism in Eukaryota, Viridiplantae, Streptophyta, Magnoliopsida, Malvales, Dipterocarpaceae.